GUCGGAAAUUCCAUAAGGAUGUUGCAAUCGAGGCACUGACAUGUGGCAACUACAUCCAGGGACCGUGACCAAUGUCAUACGUACCAGGUGAUCGUGAAUUUAUGCGAGUUGAACAGGGGAGAACCGCCCUGAACCGUCACUACGUAGGUUUAUACCUCACGCAGCGGCCACGUACACGUCCGUUUCGAGUCUUCGUCGAGGAAGAGCCUGAGCGAACAACAUGGAGGUCUUCUAUCACGUGUUUCUGGGUUCGGUUCUGUUGUUGUCUGGCAGCCACGCCCGCUCGACCCCAGGGAGCAACAGCAGAGUGAUCAAUUAUGCGAGACAUUAGAGCCGAAUGUGUCAAGAAGCUGGACAGGUGUGCCGCCAUCAUGACACCUGACGAGAAGAUGGAGGAAAAACUGCGACUCACUGCCCUGGCCUGCGUGCUUGACGUCACCGGGAUAGACAUCAAGAAAGCGUCAUCACUUCCUCGAAUGGGUGACUUGCCCAAAGGACCUCUGAAGGAUGUGAAAGCCUGUGUAGGGAAAGUGAUGAUCGAGUUCCUGACGGCGGCGACGGCCAAGGAGGAGGAGAGCGUGCGGACAGCCGUGCUCGAGUCCUUCGUCAAAUGCGAUAUGAUCGGAAUGAGGAGCUGCAUGUUGAACGAAUGCAUGGAAGCUCUUCCUGACGCGGCCGAAGGACAGCUCGAGUAGAUUGCUCGAAUCUUUUUAUGCUGACUAUAUAUAUAUAUAUAUAUAUAUAGUAUAUAUAUAUA
Molecule: messenger RNA, 757 nt
Organism: Penaeus vannamei (Pacific white shrimp)
Lineage: Eukaryota; Metazoa; Arthropoda; Malacostraca; Decapoda; Penaeidae
Source: RefSeq, a predicted model, not a curated record